CGGAUCAAGCAGCAUGCUUAAUGUUAUCAGAAGUCCACUACACAGCUCUAAUCUUUCUUUUCAAUAUGAAGAGGUGGACCACUUUCCAAACAGGUCACGAACUAAAGAAGAUAGGCUUUGCAGCUGUUUUAUCCAGAAAAAUCUUAAAGUAGCAAAAGAAAAAGAACGGAUCAAACAAUUUAGUAUAUGGUUCGCAGAAGUGGACAAAUUCAAACAGGAAGAAUACAUCAAACGCCGUCGAAAGUGGAGAAAGGAAAGACAGCAUCGAGCACGACAAUUUUGGAAAAUACGCACUCUCUUAAUUCCAAUGACACUGCUUCUCUGCGCGGGUAGUUUUCUGUUGUUGGCUUGUCACUUGGAAUUUCUAGAUCUGGGAGACUGGUUCAGAGAAAAGAAGUCAGAGCUGACAAUAGUUGGAAGUGUAAGCGUGGGAAUAGCUUUUCUUAUAUUUAUGUUUGAACAGGGACUUCUUAGUCAUUACGGAGAAAAAACGCAACUCAAACGUUUUACUAGGUUCGAAAAGGUUAAAAGUGAUAUAUCCGUUCUUCCAAAGACUACCAUUGGGAAGUCAACGGAUGAAAUAUUACCGAAAUCUAUAUCAAACUUGCCUCCUACUUUUGCCAAACAAGAAAAACCCUCAUCAAACUUUGACUCAAUAGACUCAGAGGAAACGCCCGAAGGUUUGGACGAAGAGGGUCCUUUACUCAGUAAAUUUCAAUCUCAAUCGAAGAAACGUCCGCCUACAAUGUCAGAAAUAGCCCAGACAAAGAAGGUUAUACAGAGACUGGAGUCGGUAGACACUGCAGUAUCUGCUCUUACCGAGUUUACUCUACUCAGCAGUACCGACUCGUCUUAGAGAAUUCCCCUGCUUUUCCAUGACGGGAACGGAGGAGGUGGGGAAGAGGAUAAAUUGGCAUAUAUGCAAGAUUAAAGACAAGACGGAUAUAUCCACAUAUCCCAGUAGUCUGGCACUGGGGCCUUUUUUACUUUG
Molecule: messenger RNA, 991 nt
Organism: Saccostrea echinata
Lineage: Eukaryota; Metazoa; Mollusca; Bivalvia; Ostreida; Ostreidae
Exons: 2
Coding region: 14-856 (280 amino acids)
Source: RefSeq, a predicted model, not a curated record